AUGCGCGGUUCUCCGCGGGCGUGGGGGGCCGCGGGCGCCAGAGGAGCGGACACGGGGCAGGAGCCUGCCCUGUCCCCGGGUCAAGGGCGCCACGUCUCCAUGUACCGAGUGGCAGGUGUCACCUUCCAGUCUAGGCGGCAGAGCCAGACUUCAUGUCCUGGUCUGGAUUUCAGAGGAUUUCGUCUCUGCUUAACCCUUUUUCUCUUCUCAGUCCCCUGUCUCAAGAUUCUCCUCAGCAAAGGCCUAGGGCUGGGCAUUGUGGCUGGGUCACUUCUGGUAAAGCUUCCCCAGGUUUUUAAAAUCCUGGGAGCCAAGAGUGCUGAAGGGCUGAGUCUCCAGUCAGUAAUGCUGGAAUUAGUGGCAUUGACUGGGACCAUGGUCUACAGUAUCACCGACAACUUCUCAUUCAGCUCUUGGGGUGAAGCCCUGUUCCUGAUGCUCCAGACAGUCACCAUCUGCUUCCUGAUCAUGCACUAUAGAGCACAGACUGUAAAAGGUACGGAUGAUUCACCCAAGAGCAGGCUGUUUGGCUUCUGGGAACUCAGGCCUUGGGAAGCUGGAGGACAUUGA
This is a messenger RNA of Nycticebus coucang (slow loris), 570 nucleotides long. Its product is annotated as mannose-P-dolichol utilization defect 1 protein-like. The transcript has 4 exons. The record is from RefSeq and is a predicted model, not a curated record. NCBI's taxonomy places the organism in Eukaryota, Metazoa, Chordata, Mammalia, Primates, Lorisidae. Bases 1 to 570 code for a protein of 189 amino acids. Gene Ontology annotation, biological process: oligosaccharide biosynthetic process.